Molecule: messenger RNA, 7485 nt
Organism: Arabidopsis lyrata subsp. lyrata
Lineage: Eukaryota; Viridiplantae; Streptophyta; Magnoliopsida; Brassicales; Brassicaceae
Product: ATP synthase subunit alpha, chloroplastic
Exons: 2
Coding region: 4850-6373 (507 amino acids)
Biological process (GO): proton motive force-driven ATP synthesis; proton transmembrane transport
Molecular function (GO): proton-transporting ATP synthase activity, rotational mechanism; ATP binding; ADP binding
Source: RefSeq, a predicted model, not a curated record
UGAAAACGGAAAAAUUUUUAAUCUCGACCCAUACAGUAACGUUGUUUUGAAUCCAUUCAAAUUGAAUUGGUAUUUUCUUCAUCAAAAUUAUCAUCAUAAUUAUUGUGAGGAAACGUCCACAAUAAUUAGUCUUGGACAAUUUUUUUGUGAAAAUUUAUGUAUAGCCAAAAAAGAACCGCACCUAAAAUCGGGUCAAGUUUUAAUUGUUCAAAGGGAUUCUGUAGUAAUAAGAUCUGCGAAGCCCUAUUUGGCUACUCCGGGAGCAAAAGUUCAUGGGCAUUACAGAGAAAUUCUUUACGAAGGGGAUACAUUAGUUACAUUUAUAUAUGAAAAAUCGAGAUCCGGUGAUAUAACACAAGGUCUUCCAAAAGUAGAACAAGUUUUAGAAGUCCGCUCGAUUGAUUCAAUAUCGCUGAACUUAGAAAAGCGGAUUAAGGGUUGGAACAAGUGUAUAACAAGAAUUCUUGGAAUUCCUUGGGGAUUCUUGAUUGGUGCUGAGCUAACUAUAGUGCAAAGUCGUAUUUCUUUGGUUAAUAAGAUUCAAAAGGUUUAUCGAUCCCAGGGGGUGCAGAUUCAUAAUAGGCAUAUCGAAAUUAUUGUACGUCAAAUAACAUCAAAAGUUUUGGUUUCCGAAGAGGGAAUGUCUAAUGUUUUUUUACCUGGAGAACUUAUUGGAUUGUUACGAGCAGAACGAACGGGGCGUGCUUUAGAAGAAGCAAUCUGUUAUCGAGCCGUUUUAUUAGGAAUAACUCGAGCAUCUUUGAAUACUCAAAGUUUUAUAUCCGAAGCAAGUUUUCAAGAAACUGCUCGAGUUUUAGCAAAAGCCGCUCUUCGGGGUCGUAUCGAUUGGUUGAAAGGCCUGAAAGAAAAUGUUGUUUUAGGGGGGGUGAUCCCCGCCGGGACCGGAUUCAACAAAGGAUUGGUGCAUUGUUCACGGCAACAUACCAACAUUCUUUUGGAAAAAAAAACAAAGAAUUUAGCUUUAUUCGAGGGAGAUAUGAGAGAUAUUUUAUUCUACCACAGGGAAUUUUGUGACUCUUCUAUUUCCAAAUCUGACUUUUCUAGGAUUUAAUGAUUUCUAAUAGCGGACUAUUUUUAAUUUUAUUUUUUAUUUUAUUGUUUGCUGUAGUCAUUUGUUUUGGUAAUUUGUUAACACUAAUAAAGAUAAUAAUGAAUAAAAAAAAAAUGGCUUGGUUCAUGCAUAAAUGGCCAUCCCUGGUACAAGAGAAGGUUCCAUCGGAACAAAAAUUUAUUUUAGUUUGGGGUGCCCCCCUUUUUAAGUGUGAAAAGAAAUGACAAAAAGAUAUUGGAACAUCGAUUUGGAAGAGAUGAUGAGAGCAGGAGUUCAUUUUGGACAUGGUACGAGGAAAUGGAAUCCUAGAAUGGCACCUUAUAUUUCUGCAAAGCGUAAAGGUAUUCAUAUUAUAAAUCUGACUAGAACUGCUCGUUUUUUAUCAGAAGCUUGUGAUUUAGUUUUUGAUGCAGCAAGUAGGGGAAAACAAUUCUUAAUUGUUGGGACAAAAAAUAAAGCAGCCGAUUUAGUGUCGCGGGCUGCAAUACGGGCUCGGUGUCAUUAUGUUAAUAAAAAAUGGCUCGGCGGCAUGUUAACAAAUUGGUCCACUACAGAAAAAAGACUUCAUAAGUUUAGGGACUUGAGAACUGAACAAAAGACAGAGGGAUCAACCGUCUUCCGAAAAGGGAUGCAGCUGUGUUGAAGAGACAAUUAUCUCGCUUGGAAACAUAUCUAGGCGGGAUUAAAUAUAUGACGGGAUUGCCUGAUAUUGUAAUCAUCCUCGAUCAGCAAGAAGAAUAUACGGCUCUUAGAGAAUGUAUCACUUUGGGAAUUCCAACCAUUUCUUUAAUCGAUACAAAUUGUAAUCCCGAUCUCGCGGAUAUUUCUAUUCCAGCAAAUGAUGACGCUAUAGCUUCAAUUCGAUUCAUUCUUAACAAAUUAGUAUUCGCAAUUUGUGAGGGUCGUUCUAGCUAUAUACAAAAUUCUUGAUUAAUAAUAAGAUAAAUAAAUCAAUUUUUUUUGAGGGAGGGGCUCCCUGUAUUUCGAUUUAAAAAAUCGGUUACUACUCCUGAAUUGUACAAAAGAAAAAGAGAGAAAAAACUGGGGAUAUUGUGUGAUUUGUUUAGUUGGGAUCCAAAACUAAAAUAUAAAAUUGAAGUCAAUAAGUAAAAAAAAAAGGGGGGGUCUUGAAUCAAAAUAAUUUAAAGUUCUUAUUUCUGUCAGAGGGCAAUAUGAAUGUUUUAUCAUGUUCCAUCAACACACUAAUAAAAGAAGGGUUAUAUGAGAUAUCUGGUGUAGAAGUAGGCCAACAUUUCUAUUGGCAAAUAGGGGGUUUCCAGGUCCAUGCCCAAGUUCUUAUUACUUCUUGGGUUGUAAUUGCUAUCUUAUUAGGUUCCGCAGUUCUAACGAUUCGCAAUCCACAAACCAUUCCAACUGACGGCCAAAAUUUCUUUGAAUUUGUCCUUGAAUUCAUUCGAGACGUGAGUAAAACCCAGAUUGGAGAAGAAUAUGGUCCAUGGGUUCCCUUUAUUGGAACCCUGUUUUUAUUUAUUUUUGUUUCUAACUGGUCAGGAGCCCUUUUACCGUGGAAAAUUAUCCAGUUACCUCAAGGGGAGUUAGCAGCACCAACGAAUGAUAUAAAUACGACGGUUGCUUUAGCUUUACUCACAUCAGUAGCCUAUUUUUAUGCGGGGCUUAGCAAAAAAGGAUUAGGGUAUUUUAGUAAAUACAUUCAACCAACCCCAAUUCUUUUACCCAUUAACAUCUUAGAAGAUUUUACAAAACCUCUAUCACUUAGUUUUCGACUUUUCGGAAAUAUAUUAGCCGAUGAAUUAGUCGUUGUUGUUCUUGUUUCUUUAGUACCUUUAGUGGUUCCUAUACCUGUUAUGUUCCUUGGAUUAUUUACAAGCGGGAUUCAAGCUCUCAUUUUUGCCACUUUAGCUGCGGCUUAUAUAGGUGAGUCUAUGGAAGGUCAUCAUUAACGGUUUUUUUCAAAUAUUCUUUUUUAGGUUAGCCCAAUUAAUUAUAGAAUAGUUGGUUUACGUUAUGUAAGAAACACUUGUAUAUGUGAUAUUUGAUAUUGCCUAGGUAUAUAUGAGUUAAAGAUCUAUAUAAUCUGAAUCUGCUCUACUACUUUUGUGAAUUUCUAUUUCUAUUUAGAUAGGGAUUCGAUUAGAAGUUCUUCCUUUUUAUCUGUGAAUUGGCUGAAAAAAUGAUAAAAAAAGAACGAAGAAUUCAAAAAAUGGUUCAUAAAAAAUAAAUGGCAUAAACAUAAAAAAGUCGUAUAUAUAUAUAUUAUGGAUAUGGAUUUUUAAAAAUCCCGUGGAUAGGAACUACUAUCAAAGUAAUUCUUAUGAUUCAAUAAUUUUAUUAUAUUAUUUCAAUUAAAGUUUUUGGUUUUUUUGGCUGGAUGAAUCUUAGCGAUUACUUAAUUAUAAUUCCGUCCUAAGUCAUUGAAUGAUUGUAUCAUUAACUAUUUCUUUAUUUUGGUGUGAGGAACUUAUCAUGAAUCCACUGGUUUCUGCUGCUUCGGUUAUUGCUGCUGGGUUGGCUGUUGGGCUUGCUUCUAUUGGACCUGGAGUUGGUCAAGGUACAGCUGCGGGUCAAGCUGUCGAAGGUAUCGCGAGACAACCUGAGGCAGAAGGAAAAAUACGAGGUACUUUAUUGCUUAGUUUGGCUUUUAUGGAAGCUUUAACAAUUUAUGGCUUGGUUGUAGCAUUAGCGCUUUUAUUUGCGAAUCCUUUUGUUUAAUCCCAGAAAUCACAAAAUUCUGGAUUUUUUUUUUUUUUAGUUUUUUUAAUUCUAUCAAGAUUUAACUCCUACAAUUAUUCAUUAAGACAACAAUCCUUGGGAAGGACUAAUUUGAGGAUGGGGAAUUAGCACAUCGAUUCGCUUUCUUCCUUCCCCUUAUUCUUUUAGUUUAAUAGAAACUUUUUUUUAAGGAGUGUUGCGAAAAAAGGAGGUUUAGGUUUUUUGAACUUGACAUAAAACUUAGUCUCAAAUUCUAGCUUAAUUCUAAUAAGUCUCAUUAUUAUUAUUGAAAAUUAAAAAUUUUGGAAAAUACGUUUGUAAAUAGAAUAGGUUUUUUAUUCUGUUUACAAAUAUCCAAAUAGGUAAAUUAAAUUAUUAAAUUCAAAUUUCUUUUUAUUUUCAAUAAAAAGAAUAAAAAAAAAAGGACAGAGUUCUUUUUUUAUAGUUUAGCUAGAAGAGGAGAUUAUAUGAAAAAUUUAACCGAUUCUUUCGUUUACUUGGGCCACUGGCCAUCCGCCGGGAGUUUCGGAUUUAAUACCGAUAUUUUAGCAACAAAUCCAAUAAAUCUAAGUGUAGUUUUCGGUGUAUUGAUCUUUUUUGGAAAGGGAGUGUUAAAUGAUUUAUUAGAUAACCGAAAGCAGAGGAUAUUAAAUACUAUUCGAAAUUCAGAAGAACUGCGUGAAGGAGCUAUUCAACAAUUAGAAAAUGCCCGGGCUCGCUUGCGUAAAGUAGAAAUGGAAGCGGAUCAGUUUCGCGUGAAUGGAUACUCUGAAAUCGAACGAGAAAAAUUAAAUUUGAUUAAUUCAAUUUAUAAGACUUUGAAACAAUUAGAAAAUUACAAAAAUGAAACCAUUCUUUUGAGCAACAAAGAACAAUUAAUCAAGUCCGCGAACGGGUUUUCCAACAAGCUUUACAAGGAGCUAUAGGAACCCUAAAUAGUUGUUUGAGUAACGAGUUACAUUUACGUACUAUUAAUGCAAAUAUUGGGAUGUUUGGUACGAUGAAAGAAAUAACUGAUUAAUCCUUUCCUUACGAUUAUGAUAGGCAUUAUUUUUUUUCUUCCAAAAAAGAAUCAGGACAAUACUCAUGGUAACCAUUAGAGCCGACGAAAUUAGUAAUAUUAUCCGUGAACGUAUUGAGCAAUAUAAUAGAGAAGUAACGAUUGUAAAUACCGGUACCGUACUUCAAGUGGGCGAUGGCAUCGCUCGUAUUUAUGGUCUUGAUGAAGUAAUGGCAGGUGAAUUAGUAGAAUUUGAGGAGGGUACUAUAGGUAUUGCCCUUAAUUUAGAAUCAAAUAAUGUUGGUGUUGUAUUAAUGGGUGACGGUUUGAUGAUCCAAGAAGGAAGUUCAGUCAAAGCUACGGGAAAAAUUGCUCAGAUACCGGUGAGUGAGGCUUAUUUGGGGCGUGUUAUAAACGCCUUGGCUAACCCUAUUGAUGGUCGAGGUAAGAUUUCCGCUUCUGAAUCUCGGUUAAUUGAAUCUCCUGCCCCAGGUAUUAUUUCAAGACGUUCUGUAUAUGAGCCUCUUCAAACAGGACUUAUUGCUAUUGAUUCCAUGAUCCCUAUAGGACGCGGACAGCGAGAAUUAAUUAUUGGUGACAGACAGACCGGUAAAACAGCAGUAGCCACAGAUACAAUUCUCAAUCAACAAGGUCAAAAUGUAAUAUGUGUUUAUGUAGCUAUUGGUCAAAAAGCUUCUUCCGUGGCUCAGGUAGUGACCAGUUUACAGGAACGAGGGGCAAUGGAAUACACUAUUGUGGUAGCUGAAACGGCCGAUUCCCCAGCUACGUUACAAUACCUCGCGCCUUAUACAGGAGCAGCCUUGGCUGAAUAUUUUAUGUACCGUGAACAACACACUUUAAUCAUUUAUGAUGAUCUUUCCAAACAAGCACAAGCUUAUCGACAAAUGUCUCUUCUAUUACGAAGACCGCCGGGUCGUGAAGCUUAUCCAGGAGAUGUUUUUUAUUUACAUUCACGUCUUUUAGAAAGAGCCGCUAAAUUAAGCUCUCAAUUAGGUGAAGGAAGUAUGACUGCCUUACCAAUCGUCGAGACCCAGUCAGGAGAUGUUUCAGCUUAUAUUCCUACUAAUGUAAUUUCCAUUACAGAUGGACAAAUAUUCUUAUCCGCCGAUCUUUUUAAUGCUGGAAUCAGACCUGCUAUUAAUGUAGGGAUUUCUGUCUCGAGAGUAGGAUCCGCCGCUCAAAUUAAAGCUAUGAAACAGGUAGCUGGAAAAUUAAAAUUGGAAUUGGCUCAAUUCGCUGAAUUAGAAGCCUUUGCCCAAUUUUCUUCUGAUCUCGAUAAAGCUACUCAGAAUCAAUUGGCAAGAGGUCAACGAUUGCGUGAGUUACUGAAACAAUCCCAAUCAGCCCCUCUCACAGUGGAAGAACAGAUAAUGACCAUUUAUACUGGAACAAAUGGUUAUCUGGAUGGAUUAGAAAUUGGACAAGUAAGAAAAUUUCUCGUUCAGUUACGCACUUACUUAAAAACGAAUAAACCUCAGUUUGAAGAAAUCAUAGCCUCUACCAAGACAUUAACCGCUGAAGCAGAAAGCUUUUUGAAAGAAGGUAUUCAAGAGCAACUAGAACGUUUUCUACUUCAGGAGAAAGUAUAAAAAAAGAAAUGAAACGGAUCGUUCUUAUUUUUGAUUCUUUAGUCAAUUUGACUCUUUAAUUUUAAUUAAAUUUUUAAGAAAUUCUAUAAAUAGAAGUCUAUAAGUUACGUAUAUAUAAUAGAAAGAAGUAUAUAACUAAUAUCUGUUUAAUAUUAAAUCUUAAAGCAUUCAGAAUUUCUUUCUUAGUCUAUUUAUUUCUUAUCUUUUUUCGAAAUAGAUAUUAUAUAAAUAUAUAGAAAUGGAAAUAAUAGAUAAAUAUCAAUAUAGAUAUAUUGAUAUUGCGUCCAAUAGGAUUUGAACCUAUACCAAAGGUUUAGAAGACCUAUGUCCUAUCCAUUAGACAAUGGACGCUUUUCGCUUUUUUUUACUUUCCAAUUGUUAAAAAAAAAGAAUGUGCGAAAUCUUUUUAGCAAUUGUGUAUUGAAGUGAAUUCAAUACACAAUUGCUAUUAGACAAUUCUAAUAUAGAAAAUUGUCUCUAAUAAAAAAAAGGGGCAAUUGUGAAUUUAGAGCGGGUAGCGGGAAUCGAACCCGCAUCGUUAGCUUGGAAGGCUAGGGGUUUUAGUCGACGUCGAUCGAUCAUUUUUAUAUUUUUAACGUCUCUAAUUCAAAACCGAACAUGAAACUUUGGUUUCAUUCGGCUCCUUUAUGAUGGAUGGAGAAAUUCCCAAAUAAAAAAAGACGGGAACGAAAUAAAAAUUGAUCCAUAACAUCUAUGUUAGCUUUUUUUCCGUCUGGGUACUUUCACAGAAAUUUUUGCUUUCUAGAUGAUCCUUCUAGAAGAUAGAUCAGGCGAACUCGAACAAUCUUUCUAGUUACUUCGUUCUUUAUUUCUAUUUAACGGAAUCCUUAGGAAAAGUAUUUGGUUUCUACCGAGCUAAAACAAUAUAAUAUGUCGAUGUCUUUAGUAAACCAAAGUUCUCGUUUAAUAGCUAUUUUGCUUCAAUUUUUCUAUACCAAACAAUGAAUAGAACUGAAGAUUGAGUUACGAUUAGAAAGACACUUUUCUAGCUUUAUCCAUGGAUCCUCUUGUUAUACUUAUUGAAUUGUCAAUAGUCAUCCAAUUCAAAAAUUAUGUUUCGGAAUUUCAUAAUCCAAAUUUACAAUUGAUUA